UUUCCUCCCUCCCUCUGCCGAUCAUCUCUCUCCGUCUGUACCUCUAUUCCUGCUCCACUAGCCCAAUCAUGGACCUCGCAUCGAGGUGUGCGUUCCUGCUCUCCAGCUUCGCCCUGCUCGCAGCGCUCGAUCUGGACGCGAUUGACCCAGGCUACUAUGUGGAGACCAGCAGCCCGUCAGAUGUGAUCGACUACAAAGAUCCCUGCAAAGCUGUUGCUUAUCUCGGAGAUAUUGCGCUGGAUGAGGAAGAUAUGCGCAUGUUUAAAGUGGACCGCAUUGUGAAUUUAGCAGAGAGAACAGUCACAGUUCUGAAUCACACAGAUGCGGGUUCACUUUCCAAUGAGACGGAUACAAACAAUACGGCGUCCCAUCGCAGGAAGAGGGCAGCGACGUCCAGAUCUGAGAGGGUUUGGCCCGAGGGCGUCAUUCCUUACGUCAUCAGCGGGAACUUCAGCGGAAGCCAGAGAGCCAUAUUCAGACAGGCCAUGAGACACUGGGAAAAACACACAUGUGUGACGUUCAUCGAGAGAACAACAGAAGAGAGCUACAUCGUCUUCACCUACCGGCCGUGUGGGUGCUGUUCGUAUGUGGGCCGGAGAGGAGGGGGUCCGCAGGCCAUAUCCAUCGGGAAGAACUGUGAUAAGUUUGGGAUUGUGGUGCACGAGCUCGGUCACGUGAUCGGAUUCUGGCAUGAACACACGCGACCCGACAGAGACGAUCAUGUCAGUAUCAUACGGGACAACAUUCAGCCAGGACAGGAGUACAACUUCCUGAAGAUGGAGCCUGGUGAGGUGGACUCACUCGGAGAGGUCUAUGACUUCGACAGCAUCAUGCACUAUGCUAGAAACACUUUCUCCAGAGGGAUAUUUUUGGACACCAUUCUGCCACGAUAUGAUGUUAACGGAGUACGGCCACCCAUCGGUCAGAGGACCAGAUUGAGCAAAGGAGACAUUGCACAGGCACGCAAACUUUACAAGUGUCCAAAAUGUGGAGACAGUUUGCAGGAGAGUAGCGGAAACCUCUCUUCACCUGGUUUUCCCAAUGGUUAUUCAGCAUAUAUGCACUGCAUAUGGAGAAUUUCAGUCACACCGGGAGAAAAGAUCAUUCUGAACUUUACAUCUAUGGAUUUAUACCGGAGUCAUUUGUGCUGGUAUGAUCAUGUGGAGAUCAGAGAUGGAUUUUGGAGGAAAGCACCACUAAAAGGUCGAUUUUGUGGGGAUAAAUUACCGGAGCCGAUCAUCUCUACAGACAGUCGCCUUUGGAUUGAGUUUCGCAGCAGCAGCAACUGGGUGGGAAAGGGCUUCUCUGCUGUUUACGAAGCUAUUUGCGGUGGGGAGGUGAAGAAAGACAAUGGUCAAAUUCAGUCUCCGAACUACCCAGACGACUACAGACCUAACAAAGCAUGUGUGUGGAAGAUCACUGUGGCUCAGGGUUACCAUGUAGGCCUUACCUUCCAGUCGUUUGAGAUCGAGAGACAUGAUAACUGUGCGUACGACUACCUGGAGGUUCGAGAUGGGAACUCAGAAAACAGCCCGCUGUUGGGCAGAUUCUGUGGUUAUGACAAACCCGACGAUAUUAAAUCCAGUUCCAACCAGCUCUGGAUGAAGUUUGUGUCUGACGGUUCUGUCAACAAGGCUGGAUUUGCUGCUAAUUUCUUCAAAGAAAUGGACGAGUGCUCCAGACCCGACAACGGUCGCUGUGAGCAGCGCUGUGUCAACACGCUCGGCAGUUACAAGUGUGCCUGUGACCCUGGGUACGAACUGGCGGCAGACAAACGGAGUUGCGAGGCUGCCUGUGGUGGUUUCAUCACCAAGCUGAAUGGGUCCAUCACCAGUCCAGGCUGGCCCAAAGAGUAUCCACCCAACAAGAACUGCAUCUGGCAGCUGGUGGCGCCCACGCAGUACCGCAUCACGCUGCUCUUCGACGUCUUCGAGACAGAGGGGAACGAUGUGUGUAAAUAUGACUUUGUUGAGGUGAGAAGUGGUCUGUCUGCCGACUCCAGACUGCACGGGAAAUUCUGCGGAGCUGAGAAACCAGAGGCCAUCACCUCUCAGUACAACAACAUGCGCAUUGAGUUUAAAUCUGACAACACUGUCUCCAAGAAGGGUUUCAAGGCCCAGUUCUUCUCAGAUAAAGACGAGUGCUCUAAGGAGAACGGCGGAUGUCAGCACGAAUGUGUGAACACCUUUGGCAGCUACAGUUGUCAGUGCAGAAGUGGCUUCGUUCUGCAUGAAAACAAACAUGACUGCAAGGAAGCCGGCUGUGAUCAUGUUGUGAACAGCGUGAGCGGGACCAUCACCAGCCCCAACUGGCCAGAUAAAUACCCCAGUAAGAAGGCCUGCACCUGGGCCCUCUCCACCACCCCGGGACAUCGGAUCAAAAUAGCUUUCAAUGAAAUCGACAUGGAGCCUCAUCUGGAAUGUGCUUAUGACCACAUUGAGAUUUACGACGGUCGAGAUGGGAAGGCACACAGCCUCGGACGAUACUGUGGCACCAAGAAGCCUCAACCGAUCAUAUCCUCCAGCAACAAGAUGUUCAUCCGCUUCUUCUCUGAUAACUCAGUGCAGAAGAAAGGCUUCGAGGCUUCCCAUACUGCAGAGUGUGGAGGCCGUCUGAAAGCGGAGGUGAAAACUAAAGACCUCUACUCUCAUGCCCAGUUUGGUGACAAUAACUACCCCGGGGCGUCAGACUGUCAGUGGGUGAUCACAGCAGAGAAGGGCUACGGCGUGGAGCUCAUCUUCCAGACCUUCGAAAUAGAGGAGGAGGCCGACUGUGGCUAUGAUUACAUGGAGCUGUUUGAUGGGGCGGACACCAAAUCACCCAGACUAGGCCGCUACUGUGGAUCAGGGCCUCCAGAAGAGAUCUACUCUGCCGGCGACUCCAUUGUCAUCAAAUUCCGCUCAGAUGACACCAUCAAUAAGAAGGGCUUCCAUGUGCGUUACACCAGCACCAAGUUUCAGGACACACUCCACUCCCGUAAGAAGUGACCUCUAGUGGCCGGGAGGGGCCGUGCAGGGCCUAGGGGGAAGCGAAAGGGUCCCAAGGGGAGGGCCUCGCCCAUCGCUCGGAGCCCCCCGGCCGCCAAGAACACCCAGACUCGACGGACCAGCCGCAAGAACGCCAACCGCACCUCAGUAGUUCACAGGGGUUCUGGCAUCCCCUACUGACUGUGAGGAGUAAAGCCAUUCCGCAGUAGACCUUGUUUUUACCUUUUUUUUUAAUUAUUACUUUUGGGGCAAGAUGUGGAGAGGGGAAUGUAUUCAGUUGCUGGAUACCAAUAUAGGGGCAAAAUCAAAAGGGGAGGGUGGGAAGGGUGGGCGUAGCUGAUCGGAUACUGGAAUCCCCCCGUUUGUCAACUUUCAUGAGCCGAGAGUGUGUUGAAAAACACAAAUACACUGAGGAACUCCUGCAGGAGAACCGAGCAAACUCACCAAACCAGUCAUCUGUGCAACAGUGGGAUAGAGGAAGUGAAAAAUGAGCGAAGCAUGGGCAUUCAGGACGGUGUUCCUCGCAUGUUUUCCAACCUUGCACCUUGAAAUUUACCGCUGCACUGUGGGGAAACAACCAUCUCUUCUUGACAUUAUUGGCAUUGAUUGUUCAUAAAGAGUCUCGUAGGCCAUUGUGGGCCUGUUUCUUUGUCGUUACUUGAGCAAAUGACACUGUAUGUCAAAGAGAUGCAUGUGGUACAGCUAGAAGGAAAUGUGGACGUAAUGGCACCAGCAUUUGUAAUAACUCGUUUUUUUUCCUGGCCAGUAAUCUAGAAGGUUCCCUGCCCGAUAUGAUCACUCUCCAGGAGGUUUUCCAGAAUCAGUUAUCACAUUAAAAGACUAAUAAACAACUCGUGGCCCAAGUCUUUUGGCUGUUAAUUGCUUUUGCAUAAAAAACAGGAUGGUAUGGUGGAAAAUGCUUAGCUUUUGUUAGGUUAGAUUAAGCACACACUUUUUUCAAGGUCUUGAUAAUUUGGUGCUGUCCUCGUAUCACACUCUGUGCUUCGCCAAUCAUGAACAAAUUAGGCACAAUUGCAUGAAAAUUGGUGGGCCCUUUUGUGUCCUGACAUCCUACAGCUGUAUUCUUUCAUUUUCUUUUUCAGGCUCUUUCCUCGCAGUCCAUGACCGAAAGUUGUUUUCAAAAUAUAUAGCAUCACUAGUGUAAGGACCUCAGUCAGGGUAGUCAAUGUAAAAAAUGUAAACUUAGACAUGACCUUAAAGAGGUAGUUCAGCCAAAGAUUCUGUCAUCAUUUACUUCAAAUUUGAGUAAAUGACUUACUUUCUUCUGUGAAACACAAAAGAAGCCAUUUGGAAGAAUGUUUUUGUCCAUACAAUGACUCCAAAUUAAACAUAAUGUUGGACCCCAUUGACUUUUGUUGUAUGGACAAAAAAGCCUCAAAAUGUCUUGUGUGUGUUCUGCAGAAGAAAGAAAGGAACAUUGUAAUUUGAGGUUGAGUAAAUAAUUGCAAGAUCUUCAGUUUUGGGUGGAUUAUCUCUUCAAGACCUAAAACCUAUUCAGUGAACUAUUUGCGUAUCUCGUUUUACAAUUACAAUUUUGAGUUAAUACCUGAAAGGACUGUACUUUUUAACAAUCCUCAGAUGUCCUAUUGCUAGGUAGAUGUUGCUCUUACACCGCCGACUAUGGGAAAACUGUUAAAACUGUAAAAUGUUCAUUUGUACCAAUAACGUACCUCAGCGUGUGGGAGACCGGUGGGAUGGUGCUAUUUCAAAUGAGUCCUGCGCCCCAGUUCUUUCAGUCGCUCUUUCUUCAUUGAUAUCCAGUGUCAGUUGGGAAAAGAGCUUGUUUGAUGUCAAAUCUGUGUGGAAUAGUGCUGAAGAGCGUGAUCUCCAGGGCUGAUCAUUUGAUCUGAAGUGUUAGCACACUCCAUUUCCAGGAUCAUCCCUGUGAAGUGUGCUGCUCCCUACCUCUCUCGCUUUCUGUCUCCUGCAGAACUCCUUCAAAGGCUGUUGACUUGGUCUCCUCCGUCUCAACCACUCUUUUCAUCAUAUGAUAUCAUUUCACACCUGUUUGCCUUUGUGGAUUUUCCUAAAGCUCUUUUAAAUCUCAGGUUCAGGAUAUCUGAUUGUUGUUACCCACUGAAUCAUUCCAAGACACUAGAUUUUAAUCGUUUGCAGGACUUGGUGACUGUUUGACUCGGAUGUGUGAGAUCCAGGAAGGCAAAUGAUGAGGAUUAUGAGAUUUAGAGGACACAUUUUGGGGUUUUAAAAGGUUUUAGACAAUGCCUUCCAUCUGAACCUUGAAUCAGUUCACCUCGAGCCACGAGUGCUGUGACCAAACAAGUUGCUCGAUGUACGAUCUUGCAAGCUUACCCUCAUGCUCAAGAUCGACUAACUUCUAUCCUAGUUCUUCAAACUGAUUUUAUUUUGUGUUUAAGAUACCCAGUUUAGCAUCUCUGUAUUUGAAUAUGCUUCCUAGCAUAGCUUUUUAGAGUAGUGGAGCACUUGUUCAUUUUGCUAAUCGAAGCACAUCCUCCUAAGCAUUAUUAAUGUUUUUAAUGCCCAUGUUAUUUCUUGUUAGAAAUAGUGUUUUGUGGGUGAACUCGGGCUUCAAAUGAUCUGUUUUAGCACAUGUUACCUCAGCAUUUAUUCACCCUGACUGGCCUUCCCACACAAGACUUGGUACAUGUUUAUGCAUUUUAUCAUAUGUAUGUAUGUAAAUAUGUAUUAAUGUAUUCAAAGUACACUAAACCAUAGACAACUUGGAGAACUAAGGCUAUGUGUAAUUGCAGACAAAAGAUGCAAUUUAUUUAUAUUGUAUAGCUAAUUUUCACCUAUGUAUUGCACAUAGUGUUAACAAGUGCAUCUAUUUCAUAAAAUGUCAUUUUCAUUUUGAAA
This is a messenger RNA of Cyprinus carpio (common carp), 5843 nucleotides long. RefSeq names its product bone morphogenetic protein 1. The record is from RefSeq and is a predicted model, not a curated record. Gene Ontology annotation, molecular function: calcium ion binding; zinc ion binding; serine-type endopeptidase activity. Gene Ontology annotation, biological process: proteolysis. Lineage: Eukaryota; Metazoa; Chordata; Actinopteri; Cypriniformes; Cyprinidae.